Microsporum canis CBS 113480 is the source of this 453-nucleotide messenger RNA. RefSeq lists its product as uncharacterized. NCBI's taxonomy places the organism in Eukaryota, Fungi, Ascomycota, Eurotiomycetes, Onygenales, Arthrodermataceae. The transcript has a single exon. The record is from RefSeq and is a predicted model, not a curated record. The coding region runs from base 1 to 453 and encodes 150 amino acids.
AUGUCGACUCCCGGUGUUCUGAUGGGCGUCACCGUCCCCAUGCCUACCUACCUCUUCAGCGCGACUGUGACCCUCGCGAAACCUCUUAACCCGAUCCCCCUUCUUGAGGGCGGAGUCCGCAUUGUCGAGCCCAUUACUGGCGGAACCAUCCAGGGUCCAGCUUUCAAUGCCACUAUUGAAGGUGGUGUCGCUUCCCCAAUCAUCGUCAAGAGCGACAACGGAACCAAAGCCCAGAUGGCAUAUAUCUAUGCAUACGGCCACGCGAGCGAUGGGUCGCCGUUUUACAUCGAAGAAAGCGGCAUCGGGUCGGGCGCAACUCAGAACACAAGGUUGAUAAUCCAGGUUGGAGGAAAGUACCAGGACCUCCAGACGCUAUAUGUUCUCGGGCAACCAACCGUCAACGAAGCAAGGACUGUGGCAUCAGUUGAGUGUUUCAGCGUACCGCUGCCGUGA